Messenger RNA from Emericellopsis atlantica, 2268 nucleotides. RefSeq lists its product as uncharacterized. Lineage: Eukaryota; Fungi; Ascomycota; Sordariomycetes; Hypocreales; Bionectriaceae. The record is from RefSeq and is a predicted model, not a curated record. Bases 372 to 1964 code for a protein of 530 amino acids. The transcript has 5 exons. Gene Ontology annotation, cellular component: cytoplasm. Gene Ontology annotation, molecular function: NEDD8 activating enzyme activity. Gene Ontology annotation, biological process: protein neddylation.
ACAGGGCGACGUCUGGCGACCCACAAUCACUGGGGUGCCUGCGCCAGCGCCACCACGCUCACGUCCAAGUCCAUCAUCACUACGGCCGACACCAAACCGACAUCGGCUCGAGAUAAGCUCUCAUCAUUUUAAGCUUGCCUCCUCGUUGGAAUAUCUUGGCGGUAGUUGGAUGCCGCUCUUUGUUACAAGCUGUUGACGAUUCUGACGGCGAGUCAUCACUACACACUCACUUCGUUCUCCGCGUUGAACAAGACAAGGCUCUCAAGAAGAGGAGUUAAGGAAUCGAGAAACCGCAACAUAGAUUGACUGCUCCAGGAGAGAGAGGCACACUUCAAGGACCAGGUCCAACACCUACGGCCACGAGAUCCACGAUGGUUGAUGUAAUGGAGCAGACCCCUCCUCUCCUCCAUGGGCCCUCGGAGAAGGAGAGGAAGUAUGAUCGCCAACUGCGUCUAUGGGCAGCUUCAGGCCAAUCUGCCUUGGAAUCAGCACAUAUUCUCCUUGUCAACUCUGGAUGUGGUACGGUCGGGGUGGAAACACUCAAGAACCUGGUACUCCCGGGAAUCGGCAAGUUCACGAUAGCCGAUGAAGCAAAAGUCUCUGAUGCGGACUUGGGCGUGAAUUUCUUUUUGGAUGAGGGCUGCAAGGGCAAGUCUCGAGCUCAGUGCUGUGCAGAGCUUUUGACCGAGUUGAAUCCAGAGGUUCAAGGCAACUGGUGGCCGCGUGAAAAAUCAUCCAGCUUUGAAGAGCUGUUGGGGAGUCCAGAGCCAUUCACAGCCAUCUUGUACUCUGCGCCUAUCAGCGAGGAGCGGUUGCGAAUGCUGGAAACGUACGCGUCCCAGUUCCAAACGCCUCUCGUAGCAGUGCAAUCGGCGGGAUUCUACGGGUAUUUCCAGGUCAAGCUCCCCGGGGCCUUUCCGAUCGUGGACACUCACCCCGACGACACUGCGAUUGAUGACCUCAGGGUCCUAGCCCCUUGGCCUGAGCUGGAAGACUUUGCCCGGAACAUGACGAAGAACUUCGAAAGCCUCGACGACCACGAACAUGGGCAUCUCCCAAUGGUGGUACUGCUACUGCACUAUCUCGAAGAGUGGCGGAAAAGCCAUGAUGGCGCCAAUCCUAUCAGCCUGAAAGACAAGACCGAGUUUCGGAAGGGCUUGGAGGCGGCUAUGAGGAGGGACAACGCCGAAGGAGGCGAGGAAAACUACGAGGAAGCCGUGUCUGGAGUCAUGAGGCACGUACAGCCGCCGGCUCUACCCAGCACGCUCCGCCAGGUGUUUGACUAUCAGCGCCAAGGGACUGAUGCAGACUCCAGCUUCUGGCUUAUUGCGGCUGCUGUGAAAAGAUUCCACGAGAAGCAUGGCACGUUGCCAGUGUCCGGCGGCCUUCCCGACAUGAAAGCACAGUCGGACGUCUAUAUCAGACUGCAGAACCUCUACAAGACCAAAGCCCGCCAAGAUGCGCGCGAGGUGCUUGCCACUGUACGCAGCAUGGAGGGCGGGGCAGACGUCGACUCGGCUGAAGUCGAACUAUUUUGCACAAAUGCGCGGUUCAUCAAGCUCAUCAACGGCGCUGACGUGGCGCCCAAAACUCUUGUCCAUGUCACAGAGCAGGAGCUGGCAAAUGACGAAAUGGCGGCUGUGGUCGGGCCGGAGAUGCCUUACUCAUUGAUUGGCAUCUACCUCGCGCUCACGGCCACGACGCACCUCGAAUCCGCAUCUGAGGAGGACAUUGAGUCCUCCAUCGCUAGGCAUGUGCCCAUCGCCGCCGGCCAGGAGCGGAUAUUGAAGGCAGCCAAAGAGGUGGCACGAGCUGGCGGUGUCGAACUGCACAACACAUCGGCUGUUCUUGGCGGUAUGGUUGCGCAGGAGAUGAUCAAGAUCAUCACCAAGCAGUACAUCCCCGUCGACAACACGUGCAUCUUUGAUGGCAUCGACAGCCGCUGUCAGGUCCUCCGCCUAUGAUGGAUCUUUGAUGGGUAAUAGCCCAGAGGGCCAGAUGGAGCACCAGCUCGCAUCGGCGUUAAAGGUUAAAAAGUCGGGCUUGGUGAUGCGACGCGCGGGGGUUCGGGGUAUGGGGAACCCCAUGGGUAGGAUUUCGGGAGAUGUGUCAAACCGGGGCCAAGUUCCGCGAAGGGAAGGCGUAUAGGAUAUUAGGAAGGGUGGCCUGCGAGGCAUCUCCCCUUUUGGCCUCGCAACCCUUGUUGAUCAUGCAGCUUAGGGCGACUCGCCGCAUCGCAAGCGCGUGCAUCUGCGUACUCGUGUACGG